UCGGCCCCGGGCGGGACGCCGGAGCGGAAGCCCGACCCCGCGCUUCUCCCAAGCUCGUCGCCUCGCUCUCGACUCCGUACGCAUGCCGUAAAAACACACGGUGCGCGAUGUCGCGUCACUCCCCUAGAGCUAAAGGUUAGAUGCGCGUCAAGUUGUGGACAUGGAAUAACGACACGAAGAAAAUGUUCCGCGACUCCGAAUCGUCUCCGGUGUUGUGAAUGGAUGCCACUGGCGGUGCGACUACCGAAGACGACGACAAGCCCUGUGGCCCUUGAAGAAGAAAGCAACUGCACUCCGCUUAGGUGCGGUCGGAGCAAUGGAGGUUCCCGUACUUUCUGAAAAAGGACACAAAGUGCUGAGCGCCGAGUACUGCUACGGCUACACGGACAAGUUCGGCAAGUGGAACAACGGUUUCCAGUGCCCGGCGCAGAGCAGCGGCGAGCCCGUCUACUGCUGCGGAACAUCCACGGAGCCGUACUGCUGCCGCAAGAAGGAGGAUGAGCCACCGGCACCGGCUCACGACCAGACACUUCUUCUUGGUGUGGCCCUGGGUACGCUGCUGGUGGUGGCGUUACUAGCCCUGGGCGCCUGCCUGCUAUGUCGCCGCCGGAUGGCGCACAAGAACAGGCACCAGACCAUCAACGGAGGCCCCAUCUACAGGAUGCACUGCGGCAGCUCCAGCGCGAACACCUAUUCCUUUUCGGGUCAUGACAGUGGCGCAACAACCCCUGGCACCGCGCCUUCGGGCGGCGUCGCUGGAGGUGUUGGUGGCCCCGUUGCCCCGGGCAACUGCCAUCAGCACGCGGCGUCCGAUCGUGGUGCCAUCUCGGAGCCGUUCAGCGAAAUGGAGCCGCCUCCACCGCCUCCGCGCGAUAUCUCGAGCUUCAGCGGACUCCUCACACCGUGUCCCGCAGGUGGACUUCACUACAAUGGCCCGAUGCCGCACAUGGAGCCACCGCCUCCGUACCAAGUGGAAAGCCCACAUUCGACGCUGCUCGUGCGGACCAUACCCAGCGACGCAUCAAACUGCAGCCAACAGAGUUUUGGCACGUUGCGCCUGUCGCAGCAAAGGCCGGCACGCCGGUUCCAGCCGUUGCCACGGACGCAGCAGAUGCAGCAGCAGCAAGGAGCAGACUACCACGAUCCCGCAUACUGGUGCACCAAGUUCUGACUCUAACGCGGACUAGAACUUGGUGCGGACCAAAAAGCCGAGAAUCGUGGACACCCCCGUCACGCUACGGCGGCAGCAGUUAAAAACCUGCGGCCAGACUAUGACGCGGAAGACGGCUGCAAGCUUUGGAAGUGCAAGGCGAAUGCAGCACCACAUGCCGGGAAAUUCCAGAAGCUCGUCAGAGUAGCCACAAAUGAGGCUACAACCUGCUUGGGGUAGCCACUCCUGGGGUGCUAUCCUGGACGCUGUCAAAUUCCACCAUAUUGUCAAAUUUCGUAAUGGCGGCAAUUUAAGCCAUAGCAGCUCUCUGGGCCAAUCAGAGUUGACCAACGGCGGGACCUGACAAUAUGGCGAAAUUCGACAAUGUCCAGAAUAGCACCCCUGGGUCGCGCUGAUGGAAAGUGAACACGACCAACGUACCGCCUAGGUGUUAUUUCAUUCGUUUUUCAGCUGGCUCUGACCAACGACGGAACAAUUGGUGCGUCAUCUGUUACGUGGACAAACGAAGGAACGUGCCGCGCUGCGCGAGUCGAAAGACUCAGUUUUGACGACGAUGACGUCAUCUCACGAAGCGGAAUGAACUGUGUGCCACUGCCACUUACUUCUGGAGACCUGGGGACGAGAGCCACGCACAGAUAUAACUGUUACACAAGUGUUUGUAAAGUUUGUUCUAAAUGACAGCUUCAUUAUGCGUUAUACCAAGUUGCCAAAAAAAAUUUUAAUUUUAAAUAUUUCGCGUUACCCUCGAGGCAUGCCAGUGCGCACAAGUUAUGAAGUGAGCUUUCUGGCGAGACCGAAACAGCUCAUGCUUUGAAGGCUCGCAAUAGUUAUGAUCGUUUUAUACAGUGAAUUCUCAUAUGCAGCAUAUUAGAGAGAAAUAAUAGACAAUAUGUUACAUUAAAGAGUGUCUGUGUCAAUGGACCUUGUUGCCAUUUGAAAAGAAUGCAUCCUAAUUACUAUAGCAACUGCAAAAAAUUUUAAAAAACGAAAGGCGAAUAACUGCACAAAAUUAUUACUUGUGCACAUUUACUGAAAAUGCAAGACUUGACCAUCUAAAUGGACUAUUCAUCAUGAGAUGAUAACGUGCAAUGAUACAGCUGUUAAUCCUGCAAAACAAAGUGUCACCAACAUACAGGUUAGCUUUACAUGAGCAACAAUGCUGUACAUUC
Messenger RNA from Rhipicephalus sanguineus (brown dog tick), 2340 nucleotides. RefSeq names its product protein shisa-9. Bases 317 to 1171 code for a protein of 284 amino acids. The record is from RefSeq and is a predicted model, not a curated record. Lineage: Eukaryota; Metazoa; Arthropoda; Arachnida; Ixodida; Ixodidae. The transcript has 7 exons.